Messenger RNA from Corylus avellana, 1180 nucleotides. NCBI's taxonomy places the organism in Eukaryota, Viridiplantae, Streptophyta, Magnoliopsida, Fagales, Betulaceae. The record is from RefSeq and is a predicted model, not a curated record.
CAAAUAUUUAACAGAAAGAAAAAAAAUAAACAUAUAUUUAUUUAGAUCAUGGAUACCAAGCAACAUGUUCCUGCUAAUCGUGUUUAUGAGGAUAUUGAUCCUUCAACGGAGUGGGCAAGAGAGCAAGAUGAUCAUGACACUCUAAUCCUUGUUCUGCCAGGUUUUGAAAGGGAACAACUAAAGGUUCAGGUGACCUCAUCAACUCGUAUCCUGAGGGUCUCCGGCGAACGCUUGCUUGAUAACAACAAAUGGCAGCGUUUCCAAAAGGAAUUCCCCAUCGCGUCAAAUAUCGACACUAAUUCAAUCACUGCAAAGUAUGAAAGCGGCAUGCUUUACAUCAAACACCCUAAAGUGAUCACGCUGACAAGAUUACAGGAACAGGCAAAACCAGCUGCGGAAGCUAAGCCCAAAAGUGAUCAGCCACGACCGAUUCUGAAGAGUGCUCAACAACCACCUGCGGAGGCUCCGAGGCCUCAACAAAUGCCCAAAAGCGACCAGCCACGACCGACCCAGAAGAGUUCUCAACAACCACCUGCGGAAGCUCCGAGGCCUCAACAAAUGCCCAAAAGUGACCAGCCGCUACCGACCCAGAAGAGUGCUCAAGAGCAGGCUGCUCAACAAGUUUCUUCAAAGUUGGCGGCCAAUGCGGAUAAACAAACAGAGGGGAAAACCACCGCACAAGCAAAAGGUAACGAAAUUAGCGAGGCGAAGAAGGAUUCCCGAAAGACGCCGGUACCGGAGAUGGAGAAGGAAUUACCAAGCGACCAUGCAAAUAAGAAGCAGAGCACAUCAUCGCCUGAAGCAGAGAAAGAAACGAUUCGUUCGUCGGAGAAAGCCGGAAAAGUUGCAGGCGCAAGUGAGAAGCAGAAAACUCAUGGGGAUGCAGGGAAGAAGGAGAAACGACCAAUAACUGAAAAUGAUGAGCAAGAGGGUUAUACGCAAUGGGUUUAUAGUUUGGCGAUGGAGCUGAAGAAGCCGAAGAAAUUGGUCAACUUAAUUGUGGCGGCACUUUUGGUCGUGGUAUUUGUGUUUUAUGCUAAACAUGCAGCCAAGCAGCCUAUUAGAGAACCUAAAAGUAAACUCCCAUAAAUGUAUUUUAUGUGUAUAUGUUCAACUUGGCACUAGCUAAUUCAGAUGCCAAUGAAUUUAUUUAAUAAUGUGGCAUUUCAUUAUGUUUGUG